Xenopus tropicalis (tropical clawed frog) is the source of this 2607-nucleotide messenger RNA. RefSeq names its product CLK4-associating serine/arginine rich protein (gene clasrp). The record is from RefSeq and is marked validated. NCBI's taxonomy places the organism in Eukaryota, Metazoa, Chordata, Amphibia, Anura, Pipidae.
ACCCCCCCUUGUGACGUAGUAAUCCCCGCCCUCUUCACGGUCACGUGGUUGUGACGUCCGGACUUCCUCAAAGCCAACCUAUGGCGCUACUGCGGCCUAUGAAGAAAAGAGAGCAGGAGAGUUGAAUGAAGGAUUGAGGUGGAACAGGGUGUAAAUAUCAGAAAGCUGCAGCAUUACACAAGCAAGGGUUUGCUAAAGGCGAGGGCUCAUUCAUUUGUCGGAUGAAGACUGGUUCAAGGAUGUGGCAUGAAGCUCGUAAGCACGAGCGAAAGCUUCGGGGGAUGAUGGUGGAUUACAAGAAACGGGCAGAACGCCGGCGGGAGUAUUAUGAGAAAAUUAAAAAGGACCCAGCCCAGUUCCUUCAGGUACAUGGAAGAUCUUGUAAAAUCCAUCUUGAUUCUGCUGUUGCUCUUGCAGCUGAGAGUCCUGUUAAUAUGAUGCCAUGGCAAGGGGAUCCCAAUAACAUGAUUGACCGCUUUGAUGUGCGAGCUCACCUUGAUUAUAUUCCGGAGUAUAAACCCCCUCUGCUGACAACAAUCUCAUCUGAGCAAGAGUCUGAUGACCGUAAAUGUAAUUAUGAGCGGUAUCGGGGACUUGUUCAAAACGACUUUGCUGGAAUUUCUGAAGAACAGUGUCUGUACCAGAUAUAUAUUGAUGAGCUGUAUGGGGGCUUACAACGGCCGGGAGAAGAUGAGAAGAAGAAGCUUUCUGAGAAGAAAGCUUCCAUAGGGUAUACCUAUGAAGACAGCACUGUUGAAGACCUUGGGGACUCUCCAGAGAAAGGGGAAGGUGAAGACUCUGAUGAUGAGAGCAAAUCUGAUGAAGAUGAGGUUAUCCCAGACAUUGAUGUGGAGGUUGAUGUGGAUGAAAUCACAGAUGAACAAAUUGCUGAUCUAAAUAAACAGGCUACCUCUUAUGGGAUGGCUGAAGGAGACUUUGUAAGAAUGCUUCGAAAAGAUAAAGAGGAAUCCGAGGCAAUCAAACAUGCCAAGGCUUUGGAAGAGGAAAAAGCUAUGUAUUCUGGCAGACGGUCUCGCCGUCAGAGGAGGGAAUUCAGAGAGAAACGCCUUAAAGGAAGGAAAAUUAGUCCACCCAGCUAUGCUCGAAGAGACAGUCCCACUUACGAUCCUUAUAGGCGGUCUCAGUCAGACUCUUCUUCUGUCUCUCGUUCGCGAACCCCAAGCCCUGGACGUGAAGAAGCUAUUACGUUCAUUACCAGCUUUGGAGGCAGUGAAGAUGAGUCUGCAUCUGGUCCUGCAGCUCAGUCUUCUUCAGCCACAUCCAGCAAACGACCCUCGCACACACAUGCCUCUGGGACUUCUUCAGGUCGUAAAGAUGCCUCCCGGAGAAGAACAACUUCCUCGUCAUCGUCUUCAUCAUCUUCAGCUUCCUCAUCAAGGUCAAGAACAUACUCCAGGUCUCGAUCCAGCUCCAGAUCUAGGAGAGUAAGCACCCGACGUAGGUCUGGAUCACACUCUCGUACCCGUAGGUACUCUCGCAGCCCUGUGCGGCGUCACGUAGGAGCAGGAGGUACAAGAGACAGCCGGAGAUAUUCUAGAUCCUUAUCUUCAGAACGAGAUAGAUAUUAUGGAGGAAGGCGCAGAUCAAGAAGUCGAUCUCGAUCACCUGACCGUCAUGCUCGUGGGGGGAAAAGUGGUGGCCGACUACGGACAAGCAGUCAAAGCAGUUUAUCCAGGAGCCCAUCCCCAGGGAGGGAAAGGGGUGCAAGACGUGCUGUAUCCCCAGUUCUUGGAGAGCGGUUGAAAAGGGCCGAGCUUCCUGUUAGCAGAGAGUGCGGAGCAGCCAAAACCAAGCUCACUCCACAAGAGAAGCUGAAACUCCGUAUGCAGAAAGCCUUGAACAAACAGUACAAGGCGGAUAAGAAAGCAGCUCAAGAGAAGAUUAUUCAGCAGGAACAUGAGCGACAGGAACGUGAAGAUGAACUAAGAGCAAUGGCAAGAAAGAUUCGAAUGAAGGAGCGAGAGCGUCGAGAACGAGAACGUGAUGAAUGGGAAAGACAUUAUACACGCAGCAGAUCUCCUUCUCCCCGACAUAGCCGAGAAUACAGUUCAUCAAGGAGAAGGUCCCGUUCACGUUCCAGGAGCCCCCACCAUCGUCAUUAACUCUACAGGUCUGUUUUGUACAACUGGGUACGAAUAAAAGUUAUUCCUGUCAGCCUCCAUGGUACAUUCCAUGGAACAUAGUGGGAUGCAGCCAGAGGUUGAAAUAAAUGGCAGACCUAAAGAAUGUCUGAAUAUGCCUCUAGAUAUAACAUUUAUGUAAUCCGAAUAACAUUAUGGAUACUUAACAUGGAUUAUGAAGCACUUCCUGAUCCGCAUCUGUUGUGUUCUUGUGGAGUUAUGGGACUGGUCUUUUUGAAUUGUGAUAAAAUGACUGCCUUUUGGGUUUUUUUUUUUUUUUUUCUUGGUCAUUUCAAGCUCUGUGAAUUUAAGAACUGAAUCCUAAAAAUGAAUAUGGUUAGAAAUGCUGUAUUUUAUAAAUUAAAAUUAUUGUACCAGCCCAGAUGUUCAGAAGCCUGGCAACAGUAAUAAACCUAUUAAACCCUGUGCACUGCAGCUCCCCAUCUUCCAAUCUUGUUAGGGCAUC